Molecule: messenger RNA, 3130 nt
Organism: Cloeon dipterum
Lineage: Eukaryota; Metazoa; Arthropoda; Insecta; Ephemeroptera; Baetidae
Product: photoreceptor ankyrin repeat protein-like
Exons: 8
Coding region: 414-2015 (533 amino acids)
Molecular function (GO): protein binding
Source: RefSeq, a predicted model, not a curated record
CGCACGCGAGUUGCUCGUGGUGAACGAACCCUUAGCGACCGACACGGGCAAUAAACGCGUUGUUCCUUCUCGGCAGCAAUCGCGUUUCCACCACCUGAACUGGGUUAUUUUCGCGAGGGUUGUUGUCGCGCGAGCUGUCUCACGCCAGAUGCUCACCAAAUCGACAAACUUUCACCUGUACAACUCUUGUUCUCGCCGACUGCUCGGCGGCCGAAUCAACGCCAGCAUAAUUCCUACCGCAGUCGUGGCUGAAAACCUUCAGAGUGGCUCGAAGUACGACGCAAGCACGACCGCCCUUUCGUCGCUCUCAUUCGCAAACACAUGUGUUUGGCAGCAUUACGAGAGGGCCAGGUGCAUGUUACGAGUCUUUUGAAGCUUUAUCUCCGAUCGUCAGGUCAUUCAAGCCCAUCGCAAUGUCGCCGGCACCAAAUUCCAUUGGAGGUGGCUGGAAGGCGAGGUCACGCGGCUCAAUUGCCGGAGUCCAGGUCAUCAGCGAGCCUGCCAUCAAAGAGUUGCAGAUUCUGUAUCCCGCGCACAAGAGCCCGUCGGAGAUGUUUUUACCGCGGACCACCCCGCUGAAGGUGGCGCCGGUCGUCCCGCGGCGCGUCUACACCCGCAGCCUGACGAUGACGACGCCCCCGGAGGCCGUGUCAGCGGUGGUAGACGAUGCGUCGGUGCUGCCGUCACGGCCGCCGCGCAGAGUGACGUUCGAUCUUUCCGGUAGCACCACCAACGGAGCAGCUGGCGAACUAGGCAACCAGCACGGCGGCUGCGGCGGCAACGGCACGCAGCAGCAGGCCGGCGCUAACAGUGUCUCCGACAUCGCCGGAGUGACCAACUGGCUAAGGAGCCGCCGUCACAACGCUAACAAGGAGAGUUUCAGGAUAAAGAUCGCCGUAAACCGGCGUUUCUCAAGCGUGCACUGCUCUUUCGACAACGUGAUCAACAACAACAACUUCAUUCUCACGCAAAGCAACAGGAACCAAGUGAACGGCCAGCACAAAGGAAGCGGCCUCCGACGCUUUUCGAGCAUCGCUGCCAUCGACGCAAAAAAACUGCCGCCCACAGUGGGGCCGCCGCCAACUGCCUCCAAUGGGGGCGGUUGCUUUGCGGCCACCUCGGCGGCCGCCAUCUCACUCGUUCGCGUGUGCCGAGAGGGCGACGAGUCUGGCCUCCAGGAACUCAUGACUGGAGCAAACGGCCUCCAGCUCCAGCCUUCAGAUGUCAACUGUUUUGAUUCGUCUGGAAGGACGCCUGUGAGCUACAUCGCGUCAAGCGGCUCAUUGGCGAUGCUCGAGGCCCUGGCCCAGUUUCCGGCCGUGGACUUCAACUACCCGGACAACGAGGGCAACACUCCAUUGCACUUCGCCGCCCAGGCCGGUCACGUUGAAGUGCUGAAUCUGCUCCUGAGUCGUUGCUCGAGCGUUGAAGUGGACUCACGUAACUCGCUAGGAUUCACCCCACUAAUGAAAGCAGCUCUGCAGGGAAGAACUAAGUGCGCGAAACUUUUGCUCUUUGCAGGUGCAUCGCCAGCUUUGCGAGACCUCGGCCGCGGCUUCCGAGCGGAGCAAUGGGCGCGCUACUGCGGCCGCCACAUGUGCGCCGAAGUGAUCGACAAGUUUUCUCGGCACCGGCUGCUGGAGCGAGCAGGGGCAACGCACCCUAACGCGGCCGUCGGCGGCCGCUGGGGCAGCGAACCGGAGCUUACGGCCCAGGCGUGCCCCCCGCAGGCAGCGCCCCCCUCCUCCUCCGGGGGCUCGUGGCUGAAGAGCAAGCUGAAGAGGGCCUUCAAGUCGUCGCCUUCAAACCAAGACUCGCCGUCCAAGGCGUCCAAACACCCACCCCAAGAGCCAGCGGCACCGCCGCCGGCCCCCGCAUCCACCCCUCCCCUCACCCCGCGAGUCUUCAUUGUGCCGAAGGUGCAGGUGACACCCGCGGGGGCCGCGUUGAGCUCUGCAGACGCUGACCAGGCUGAGCAGCAGCGAUCGGCAGCCAACGCCCGCCGGAAAAAAUAGCAGGAGGAGGAGGAAUUUAUUCGUUACCUCCUGUACGAAUGAAUUCAAACUCGCGGACCGAAAAGUGAGCUCCAUAUGGUGCAGUGUACAUGAUUUCAUAGUUAGCACUCUAAUUAUCAUCUUGGAUAGCAUGUGAUUUCUUGCUGAAGGCUUGGCAAUGAAGAUUGGCCUCUGCUGAUGAUUGUGCUGUGGAAUUCAGCUUGUAAAUUUUUGAAAUACCAUUAGAUAUAUACUGUACAUGUAUUUGGUUCAUAAGUUAAGUCCUAUGUCGUAAUUUUUUAAUUCAUGAACUUUGAGUGUGACGGAAGAUGAAAAUUUCCUCGCUUUAUUAUCUCUUAAUGUGAUUCAACUAAAUGAAGGUUGGAACCAAAUACGGCGUUAAUUAUCACACGGGAUUUAUGAGGGGGUAUUAUGAAUGGAUAGGCCUUCACAGCUUUGAUUUCUACGUUCCCCUGGGGGCACGCAGGAACUGAUAGGGGUGGGUGUACGUGAGUUGGGUGGCGAUAAGCCAGGAAUAGCUACUAAUUACCGCGCUAUGUGUCGAGUCAACAAACCACAAGCACCUGCAAAAUGCACCAACAUAUAAAAAUACAUAACAAUAUUGGGAAUAUAAAAAUUAAAUCCAAUCAAGUUCAUUGUUGUUCACCAUACAAAGUAACCAGCAUUGAAUUUUAAAAUAUUUUUUUAAACUUCAACUUUAAAUGCAGCAGUGUCACUUUUUUCUAUUGCUCUAUAACACUUCUUCCUGUUUAAUAGUAUUAUUUUAAUCUUGGCAUCUCCUAUGACUCGAUUAAAAAGCUUUUGGAGAUUAUCUUUUGCCCCAGUUUGCGAGUCCACUUCAUAGAUAAAAGCCUAUACAAGAAAAGGCCUUUAGAAUUGUUAUAAUUUUUAUCUAUUAUGAUUUCCAAACCUUUUUUGAGCUUUUUGCUUAUAUAUUAUGCUUUCAAUUGAUGUUUCCCUGAAAGAAUUCACGACUAAUUGUUAUUAAAAUACAGCCACAAUUUUUGCACUCCUUUCUUGAAUCUGGUGUUGUACUUUUGUCUUCCUGCUAUUCAAUAUCUAUGGCCAAUGUGAUCAUAAAUGAUUAAAACAAAGUUAUAAGUUACAGAAUAAAA